AUGGCAAAUUCGAGGUCUACAUGGACAUGGCAACAAAAUAAGGCAUUCGAGGUAGCUGUAGCAAUUUACUCAGAGGAUCAUUCAGAAGAAAAGUGGGGAAAAAUAGCAUCUGAAAUCCCAGGAUACAAAACCAUAGAAGAGAUUAAGCACCACUAUCAACUCUUAGUUGGUGAUGUUGAAGCAAUUGAAUCAGGAUUAGUCCCUUUACCCCCCUAUACCGCGGCCACCACCGCCCCUCAUUUUGCUGAUCAUAAAUUCAUGUGGGAAUUUCGUAAAGGGCAGCCGUGGAGUGAGAAUGAACACAAGCAAUUCCUUUUGGGAUUGCACAAGUAUGGAAAAGGGGAUUGGAAAAGCAUAUCCAUGGAGUUUGUCAGAACAAGGUCUGCAUCUCAAGUUGCAAGUCAUGCACAAAAGUAUUUUAAGAGGCAAACAGAUAAGAAAAAGAAAAAGAAAGACAGGAAAAGGUGGAGUAUUUUCGAUAUUACUGCUCCUGUGGAUCAAGGAGGCAGUCAAAAUCGCGGUAGCAGUAGCCUUAGUAGUAAGAAUGAUGAUCAUACUCGAAAGGGAAAGGAGACAGAACCUGCAGUCAUCAAUGAGGUAACUUUUGAGGAGAAGGAUCCAAUGAUUGCACCAGCGGAGUAUGUAUUACCCCAGGACAGUUGGUCUUUUGAGGAUGAUCCGAGUAUAGAUUUUUACGCAAUAGAUGAGUGUUUGUCUCAACUUCCACCCUUGUGAAAGUGUUGAAUUUGUGUUUAGUUCAGAAUUUAAGUUAGUGCUAGAAAUUAAAGUGAUGUUUUUCUUUUAUAUUGUAUGUAUAGGUAGCACAGUAUAGCUUCAACCUUUGAGCUUAUCUGAACUUUCAAGGUUGUAAAACACAUUCUUUUAGUAAAAUUAGAAGAAAUAUCACAG
Molecule: messenger RNA, 909 nt
Organism: Spinacia oleracea (spinach)
Lineage: Eukaryota; Viridiplantae; Streptophyta; Magnoliopsida; Caryophyllales; Amaranthaceae
Product: transcription factor SRM1-like
Exons: 1
Coding region: 1-735 (244 amino acids)
Biological process (GO): response to gibberellin; response to salicylic acid
Molecular function (GO): DNA binding
Source: RefSeq, a predicted model, not a curated record